Molecule: messenger RNA, 3602 nt
Organism: Mastomys coucha (southern multimammate mouse)
Lineage: Eukaryota; Metazoa; Chordata; Mammalia; Rodentia; Muridae
Gene: Acss1
Product: acyl-CoA synthetase short chain family member 1
Exons: 14
Coding region: 57-2105 (682 amino acids)
Cellular component (GO): mitochondrion
Molecular function (GO): AMP binding; acetyl-CoA synthetase activity
Source: RefSeq, a predicted model, not a curated record
CGUGGAGACUCUUUGGGGCGCCCCGGCUCUAGCACCGGCGUGGGGCGUCGGGCGAGAUGGCGGCGCGCAGCCUCGGCAGCGGUGUGGGGCGACUGCUGCGUGGCCUGCACGGGCGCUCUGGACAAUCGGGGUGGUCGCUGAGCGUGUCCCGCUCGACCGCCACCCGACUCCCGGGCAGCGUUCCUGCCCCAGCGCAGCCAGGCUCGUACCCCGCGUUGAGCGCUCAGGCAGCCCAGGAGCCGGCCUCCUUCUGGGGGCCGCUGGCCCGUGAUACACUAGUUUGGGACACUCCUUACCAUACUGUCUGGGACUGCGACUUCAGGACGGGCAAGAUCGGCUGGUUCCUGGGAGGCCAGUUGAAUGUGUCUGUCAACUGCCUGGAUCAGCAUGUGCAGAAGUCUCCCGAGGCCAUAGCUUUGAUCUGGGAGAGAGAUGAACCUGGGACGGAAGUGAGGAUCACUUACAGGGAGCUUCUGGAGACCACAUGCCGCCUAGCCAACACACUGAAGAGACAUGGAGUGCACCGAGGGGACCGUGUGGCCAUCUACAUGCCUGUGUCCCCACUGGCCGUGGCAGCCAUGCUGGCCUGUGCCAGGAUUGGAGCUAUCCACACAGUGGUAUUUGCUGGCUUUAGUGCAGAGUCCUUGGCUGGGAGGAUCAAUGAUGCCAAGUGCAAGGUUGUUAUCACCUUCAAUCAAGGACUCCGGGGAGGGCGUGUGGUGGAGCUGAAGAAAAUAGUGGAUGAAGCUGUGAAGAACUGCCCAACAGUCCAGCAUGUGCUGGUGGCUCACAGGACGGACACCAGGGUUCACAUGGGGAAUCUGGACAUCCCCCUCGAGCAGGAGAUGGCCAAGGAGGCCCCUGUGUGUACGCCUGAAAGCAUGAGCAGUGAAGACAUGCUCUUCAUGCUCUACACCUCUGGGAGCACCGGGACACCCAAGGGACUCGUUCAUACACAGGCAGGGUAUCUACUGUAUGCUGCCAUGACGCACAAGCUCGUGUUUGACUACCAGCCGGGUGAUGUCUUUGGCUGUGUGGCUGACAUCGGUUGGAUCACAGGACACAGCUACGUGGUAUAUGGACCCCUCUGCAAUGGAGCUACCACAGUCCUUUUUGAGAGUACCCCAGUUUACCCUGAUGCUGGUCGUUACUGGGAGACAGUGCAGAGGCUAAAGAUCAACCAGUUCUAUGGUGCCCCGACAGCUGUCCGGCUGCUGCUGAAGUAUGGGGAUGCCUGGGUGAAAAAGUAUGACCGCUCUUCCCUGCGCACACUGGGGUCAGUGGGAGAGCCUAUCAACCAUGAGGCCUGGGAGUGGCUCCACAAAGUUGUGGGUGAUGGCAGAUGCACACUGGUGGACACUUGGUGGCAGACGGAGACUGGAGGCAUCUGCAUUGCACCUCGGCCCUCAGAAGAUGGGGCAGAGAUCCUCCCGGGCAUGGCCAUGAGGCCAUUUUUUGGCAUCGUCCCUGCACUCAUGGAUGAGAAGGGCAAUGUUGUGGAGGGUGGCGAUGUCUCUGGGGCCUUGUGUAUUUCCCAAGCUUGGCCAGGCAUGGCAAGGACCAUCUAUGGUGACCACCAGAGGUUCAUAGAUGCCUACUUCAGAGCAUACCCAGGUUAUUACUUCACUGGAGAUGGAGCUCACCGGACGGAGGGUGGCUAUUACCAGAUCACAGGGCGCAUGGAUGAUGUCAUCAACAUCAGUGGUCAUCGCCUGGGGACUGCAGAGAUUGAGGAUGCCAUGGCUGACCAUCCCGCUGUCCCAGAAACUGCUGUCAUUGGGUACCCUCAUGACAUCAAAGGAGAAGCUGCGUUUGCCUUCAUUGUGCUGAAAGAUAACAUCAGUGAUGCAGAUGUGGUAGUAAAUGAACUCAAGUUGGCAGUGGCCACCAAGAUCGCCAAGUAUGCUGUGCCUGACCAGAUCCUGGUGGUGAAGCGUCUCCCCAAAACCAGAUCUGGGAAAGUGAUGAGGAGGCUGCUGAGGAAGAUCAUCACCAGCAGGGGGCAGGAUCUAGGGGACACCACUACCCUGGAGGAUCCCAGUGUCAUCACGGAAAUCUUGAGUGCCUUCCAGAAGUAUGAAGAGCAGCGGGCUGCCACCAACUGAGAGGUGUGCCUCUAUGUUGUUCAGACAAAGCAGAACAGGACCUCUGGUCGUCCUCAGGGAAAGGAGCUUCAAAAGUGACUUGUCUCAUCUGAACACAUGACCCAUCUACUGCCCUAUUUGGAGUUGAAGUCCCUCUUUCUUUCUCCUGAGGCCCAGAGGGCUGCAUCUGGAGGGGGAGGCCUUUGUCCUACAUCUGGUUUCCAGAAUUAAGUCAUAAUUGGCAUUAAGCUAGCACGGGUGGCCAAAGGUCUUAGCUCCAAAACUGUCAUGCUUUCUCCAGAUGUGUCUAGAUACAAAACACAAAAUAUUUUAUUUUUUGUACUUUUUCUAUUUUGGGAGAGUAACAGAACAUUUGAGCAUAAUGUGAACAUUUAGUUACACACACACACACACACACACACACACACACACACACACACGGUGGGAAGAAUCUCCCUUCUUGCCUCUCCAGGGAUGAAGAUAAUAGAAUGUGCUUUUUUUUUUUUUUAAUUACCAUUCAGUGUGCUUGAAGUCCAAACCAGAGAUGUUUGUGCCUCUGACAUAUAACUCUCCUCCUGAUCCUGCUAAUCCAAGUCACCAUAUCCACCUCCUGUGUCUAUUUCACAUUUGGUUUAUUUUAUGAUAGAACAAACUGGACAAUUCUUACAUUUUGAGUGUUCGCGAUUGCACUCAGGGCUUCCAGCACACUAGGCAAAUGCUCUACCUCUGAGCUACACACCAGCACCUCUAACUCCCAAGGGACAGGGUGAAUGUCCUCUCCUUCACUUGUGAAAUCAUUUGGGCUUGUUUCUCUAAGCUGUGAUCUGGAAGGAGGCUCUUUCCCCAAGGUGCCUCCCAGUAGGAGAUCGUAUUGCUUCAAACAUGUGAGGUUGUUCAUGGUAGCCAGUGGAAACUCAGGUGUCUUACUAAGCCGGCGGUCCCAUCGGAACUGGGCUCCUGAAGACACUGCCUGCCCUUUCUUUUGUGGUUGGGGCGGCAAGAACUCACUGUGGUCCAAUGAUGAUGACAUUUGGUGCUCCUGAGCAAGUUCUCUCUCGAUGUGCCUUAAGUCCUCUGGACAUUGGUGAGUGAUGCAAACCGUGAAGUCAUGAGAAGCUUACUUUGUAGCUAGGUUGUGGCUAAGCAUGGGAGGGCUGAAGGGGUGGCAGCUCUGUGAACAGGGCCCCUGGGGGCAGAGGAAGACUGUUCUGUCUGGUCUACAGACCUUAGCUCUAUGGGUGUUUCAGGGGUAUCUUAGCUACUGCACACCUACUGUGUGUCCUGACUUCUGGGAUAAUGGGGUAAAUAUGCUGACACUCCCAGGAGGCGGGGUGGUUGUAGUACGCACAAAUAUUAAUAGUCCUUUGUUACAAUCAGCAGUGAAGAGCCAUGUAAUGGACGUGGCUGACUGUAGUUACUGUGCCCUUUAGGAAAUGGCCUAGGUUAGCAGGUUACUGAUAGAGGCUCUCGGAAUGAUUUAUAGAAAUUUCCAAAUAAAAUUUUAUCUUGUUCACUGUC